GAAAAUUAAAACAGCAAAAAAUGGCACUAAUUUCCCUUCAUUCAAAGCCCCUUCUUCUGCAAUUCAUGCUUCUGAUUUUCUUCGUUCUUGGAAACAGACUGCAUGCAAGUGAUCCUCCUCUAACUCUGGAUUAUUAUGCAUCCACUUGUCCAACUGUGCUUGAAAAUGUCAAGAAAGAGAUGGAAUGUGCAGUGCUAGCCGACCCACGUAACGCAGCCUUGAUAGUCCGAUUACAUUUCCAUGACUGUUUCGUUCAGGGAUGCGAUGGAUCGAUUUUGCUCGAUGACACAAUUACAUUACAAGGGGAGAAGAAAGCUUCCCCCAACAGAAACUCUUUAAAAGGUUUCGGAAUCAUUGAUAGGAUCAAGAACAAGCUUGAGUCAGAGUGCCCUGGGAUUGUUUCUUGUGCAGAUAUUCUCACCAUUGCUGCAAGAGAUGCUGUGAUCCUGGUUGGUGGACCUUACUGGGAUGUUCCUCUAGGAAGAAAGGAUUCUGUAACCGCAGGUUAUGCUUUGUCAAACACGAAUAUUCCUACAGCAGAUGAGGGGCUUCUCUCUAUAAUUUCCAAGUUUCUUUAUCAAGGCCUCUCGGUCACAGACAUGGUAGCUCUUGCAGGAGCACACACUAUAGGCGUGGCACGAUGUGCCAGUUUCAGAGCAAGGAUUUAUGGAGACUUGAAAGCAACUUCAGGGCAUGAUCCAAUCUCUGAUUCAACCCUCAGCAAAUUGAAAUCCAUCUGCCCACCCAUUGGAGGAUCCGACAAUAACAUAUCAGCCAUGGACUAUGUUACUCCUAACCUUUUCGACAAUUCGUUCUACCAUAUUCUGUUGAAAGGGGAGGGGCUUCUAAACUCAGACCAAGAUAUGUACUCAAGUGUGUUUGCAAUGGGAACAAAGGAGCUCGUGAAAAAGUAUGCAGAAGAUGCAAUUGCUUUCUUCCAGCAGUUCUCGGAUUCAAUGACAAAAAUGGGAAAUAUUACAAAUUCUGAUAGCUUUAUCACUGGAGAAGUUAGGAGAAAUUGCAGAUUUGUGAACACAUGAACAAGAUAACUCCAGACUAGUAAUAUAAACUUAUAUAUAUAAUAUAUGUUUGUUACAACCAAAAAGCAAACACAGAAUAUAUGUAUUACAAUUCUGAAAAGGAAACAUUGAUGAAAAAGUGUCGGAGAUAUAUAGUUGGAAAGUGAUGUCUUUGUUUAUUCAGUUCGUUAAAAUGUUACUGUCAUGGAGUGGAGUGGAGUGCCCUUCCUAUAUCGG
Juglans regia (Persian walnut) is the source of this 1256-nucleotide messenger RNA. RefSeq names its product peroxidase 11. Gene Ontology annotation, molecular function: peroxidase activity; heme binding. Gene Ontology annotation, biological process: hydrogen peroxide catabolic process; response to oxidative stress. Lineage: Eukaryota; Viridiplantae; Streptophyta; Magnoliopsida; Fagales; Juglandaceae. The transcript has 4 exons. Bases 21 to 1040 code for a protein of 339 amino acids. The record is from RefSeq and is a predicted model, not a curated record.